AAUAGUACUCUAAAACUUGUAUAAAAUGUAGAGAGGUUUUAAGAUAGAAAAUCAAAACUAGAAAUUUCCUUUUAGAUGUCAAAGAUCCAUCCCCAAGCCCCACAUGUUUCUCUCGUCUCUCUUCCUUUCACCACGUCAACGCAAGAAACUUUCACUAUUUGGAUGAAAUCUCUGGUUCUUAGUGGUAAAGGUUGUACUGUGUUCGAUUCAAAUGGCCAGAUUGUUUAUCGUGUUGAUAACUAUCACUGCAAGUGCAGCCACGAAGCUUACUUAAUGGAUAUUACCGGCAAAGUUCUGUUCACCAUUCGAAGACAGAAAUUUAGGCUGAUUGGGUUCUGGGAAGGAUUUAGAUCAUUCAAUGGCAGAGUUAACGACGAAGACAAAAACCCAGGUUUUGAAGUAAGAACAAAUUAUAGGAUUUUACAAGGUGACUCCAUCUGUGAAGUUGUUGUCUGGUUUGAUAAAGAUCAACCAUGUCAACGUUAUCAGAUUGAAAGCUGUCGAGACAAGUCGACGUUCAAGAUUGUAGACAAGCUUGGCAGGCUUAUUACGGAGGUGAAGAGAAAGCAAUCAAAAUGUGGGAUUAGCUUAGGAGAAGAUGUGUUGACAAUGGUGGUGGAACCCCAUAUUGAUCACUCUCUCAUCAUGGGCCUCGUUGUAGCUUAUGGUCUCAUCAAUGGUUUAAUGUGAAGUUGUACAAUUAGUCUACA
Hibiscus syriacus is the source of this 710-nucleotide messenger RNA. Its product is annotated as protein LURP-one-related 11-like. Bases 76 to 690 code for a protein of 204 amino acids. The record is from RefSeq and is a predicted model, not a curated record. NCBI's taxonomy places the organism in Eukaryota, Viridiplantae, Streptophyta, Magnoliopsida, Malvales, Malvaceae. The transcript is spliced from 3 exons.